UCGUAUCUUUGUCAAUAAAACCAGAGAAACGAACUUACGAAAAAAAGAUUCACAAAAAACAGCCGACGAGAGGCAGAAGAAGAUGGGAAGUGAGGUGAAGAACCCUAAAAACAAGCCGCAGCUAAACCCCAACUGGUCCCAGCUUCGCCAAAAACUGAACUGUCACAGCUCUAAACCAAAAUCAAACGCAGAAACCCAUCAAAGCGUAUUGGGAAAGCGCAAGGAGAGGUCUAAUGCGGAGUCCGAUGAUUCCCAGCCUAAUCCUCUCACUCCAACGUCCUCCGAUUGCAGCGUGACAGAUGCAAUAGCGAUGGAUUGCGAAAUGGUUGGUGUGAGCCCUCUAGGAAAUAAAAGCGCCCUUGGACGAGUCACACUGGUUAAUAAGUGGGGAAAUGUCAUAUAUGAUGAGUAUGUUCGACCAGUUGAUCGUGUUGUUGACUUCCGAACGAAAAUCAGCGGCAUCCGACCUCAGCACCUGAGGAAAGCAAAAGAGUUCCGCGUUGUUCAGAAAAAGGUUGCGGAGUUGAUCAAGGGAAGUAUUCUUGUUGGCCAUGCCUUGCGCAACGAUCUUAAGGCAUUGCUAUUAACUCAUUCAAAGAAGGAUCUGCGGGAUACCUCCGAAUAUCAACCCUUUCUGAAUAAGGAAGGCCGGAGCAAAGCACUUCGACAUCUUUCAGCUGAGUUUCUCGGUGUGAAGAUACAAAAUGGGGAGCAUUGCCCUAUAGAAGAUGCCCGUGCUGCGAUGCUGCUUUAUCAGAGAAACAAGAAAGAAUGGGAGAAAAGCAACAAAGAUUUCGCCAGACUAAAGGAAAAACAGAAGAAACGUAAACAAAAAAAGAAACCUAAGGAGCUUGAAACUUUAAGUUCCAACAACGGUACUGCGGCUCUAUCUUAGCUUCAUUUUGCUUUCAGAAGCUGCAGUAAACGCUUCGGAAGCAGCCUAAAACCAUACCAAAUGCUCAAUGAAAACUCACUCAAAUAGUUAUCGGGAUCGAAACAAGAAUUGAGCUUGUCAGAAUCACAAUAUGAAAAAGGAAGAACGGAUAUGAGGACACACCCUUGUGCAACUCUUUUUGCUUAUCUUGAUUUGAUAUUUAGUUGAAUUGGUUUUAUUUCAUUGAAUGUACGAAUUUGCAUUUAGAUUGAAUUUGUUAGGUGAUUAUACUGUAAUACUCUUGUAACAUGUCGGAGUAAAGAUCAGUGAAUCUUCUUUUUUUUUUUGUCUUUUUUUUUUUGGGUCAAUCGGAAUUUAAAUCUUUUUUUUUUGGUCUAAUCAGUGUAAAA
This is a messenger RNA of Rhododendron vialii, 1284 nucleotides long. RefSeq lists its product as uncharacterized. Gene Ontology annotation, molecular function: 3'-5' exonuclease activity; nucleic acid binding. Gene Ontology annotation, cellular component: nucleus. The transcript is spliced from 9 exons. The coding region runs from base 83 to 895 and encodes 270 amino acids. NCBI's taxonomy places the organism in Eukaryota, Viridiplantae, Streptophyta, Magnoliopsida, Ericales, Ericaceae. Gene Ontology annotation, biological process: rRNA processing. The record is from RefSeq and is a predicted model, not a curated record.